AUGGCGCUGUGGUACUCGCUAGGAAUUGCGUUCUUUGCCGCCAUCGGCACGUUCUUGUUUGGGUUUGACACUGGAAUCGCGACAACAACUAUCGCGCAUGAAAGCUGGAUUGAUUAUAUGAAUCACCCUUCAGAAGGAUUAACAGGAGCAGUGGUCGCAGUGUAUAUUGCCGGUGAGGCAUUGGGCGCACUGACGCAAACUUUUAUUGGCGAUAAACUUGGACGUAUUCGGUUCAUGCAGCUGAUGUGUGUAAUUGUGACAAUUGGCACUGUCAUCCAGACUGCCUCCGUGAACAUUGGCAUGUUUCUUGCCGGCCGCGUGCUAGCCGGAUAUGCGGUUGGAGGAUUGGUCGCUACAGUCCCAAUCUACCUUAGCGAGAUUUCCGACCCCCGUUUCCGUGGUCUGAUCGGCGGUAUUUCAGGCUGCGGUAUCUCCUUCGGAACGAUGGCGUCGAAUUGGGUCGGAUUCGCUUGUGGCUAUGCUCCUUACGGCGCUGUACAAUGGCGAUUGCCCCUGGGGAUCCAGAUUCCAUGGGGUAUAAUCAUGUUCAUUGGUCUGUCGACCUUCAUGCCCAACUCACCGCGGCAGUUGAUCCGAGUCGGGAAAGUCGAGUUAGCCCUCAGCGAAUUUACGCGGAUUCGACGUGGAGCUGCCUCGCUUGAAGUGGAGGAGGAAUUUUCGCUCAUGAAGGCCCAGAUCGAGUAUGAGAUGGAGCGCGAGAUUACCUCCUAUCGGGAGAUCUUCCGUCUGUUUCGAUCUCGGGUAUUAGUAUCUAUUGCCGUGCAGACAAUGACGAGUUUAACCGGUGUCAAUGUGAUCCAGUAUUACCAAACUAUUCUGUACAAGUCGCUCGGCAUUGGGUCACAUACUAUUCUGGCCCUUGCCGGGGUCUACGGUACCGUGGCUUUCUUGUCCAACGCCAUCACGACUAAAUAUAUGACGGACCAGUGGGGCCGCCGCAAAAUGUUGAUCACCGGUCUGGCUGGCAUCGUGCUGAUUGAGAUCUAUGCCGCCGUGAUGCAGAUGGAGUUCCAAAAUACCAACAACCAAGUCGGCAAGGGAUUCGCAAUUUUGGGCAUUUAUCUAUUUGUGGUUUGCUACUAUGGGUUUCUCAACAGCACAACGUGGCUGUACGGCGCUGAGGUUCUUCCUAUUGCUCUGCGUAGCAAGGUGAUGGGCAUCGCAGCCGCCUCUCACUUCAUUGUUAAUGUUGCCAUCACCGAGGCCGGCCCCAGUGCAUUCGCCAACAUCAAGCAGAACUACUAUUAUGUCUUCGUAGCAUGCACCCUUUUCUUCCUGGGCGUAGCAUACUUCUUUUUCCCUGAGACAAAGCAGAAGACGUUAGAGGAAGUUGCAGCCGCCUUCGGAGAUAGGGUGAUCCAGGCAGACGACAACCCAAAGGGAGCAUCGGUGGUUGGCGGAGCGGACCACGUCGAGACUGCUGCACAGCAGGCCUAA
Molecule: messenger RNA, 1458 nt
Organism: Penicillium pulvis
Lineage: Eukaryota; Fungi; Ascomycota; Eurotiomycetes; Eurotiales; Aspergillaceae
Gene: hxt8
Exons: 12
Coding region: 1-1458 (485 amino acids)
Biological process (GO): transmembrane transport; carbohydrate transport
Cellular component (GO): membrane
Molecular function (GO): carbohydrate:proton symporter activity
Source: RefSeq, a predicted model, not a curated record